This is a messenger RNA of Schistosoma mattheei, 2349 nucleotides long. NCBI's taxonomy places the organism in Eukaryota, Metazoa, Platyhelminthes, Trematoda, Strigeidida, Schistosomatidae. The record is from the annotation of a GenBank genome assembly.
AUGGAUCAACCCUUAAAAGUACAAACAAGAAACUUCGAAAUUUGUUCUUUCACACCUCCUUCUAGAUCUGAAAUACGUUACAAUAAUUAUCAACGAAGAUGCUGUCAAAAACAACUCGAAGGCUUAUACGCUCCCACAAAUCGAGCCUACAGAGAGCUAGGGCAUCCUUUGGUCGUUGAUGCAACACUUUUGAUUAAAAGUACUAUUGGUUACAUUCCUCAACGUCCUAACAUGCUGUACGGACAUGAGUCAAGCGAAUGCGCCGAAGGUGUUGGAGGCAAAAGUUGUAAUGAAGAACAGUGGAAGGGUACUUUUAACAAACUAGUUUACCAAGGGAUUGGGAUUAAUGAAAAGCCUACAGCUUAUUCAACACAGUCAGGUUCUGCAUAUAUGGAAAGAAGACGUAAACGGGGCUUCGUCGAUUUAAAGAAAGUUAUUCAGCAAUCCAAUGACAUGACAAAAUGUGUCAAGCAUGGAAGAAGCUUCUUUGGUAUGCUACGUCAAGAACUAAUACAAAAAGUAUAUAACUUCUGGUAUUUAUAUAAUCAAGUUAUAGAGUCGAGAAAAAGUCGAAUCAUACCUCCAAUUCGUGCAUAUACAUUAAAUGAGCAAAAUCACUCGAAUGGUGAAUCAGUAGAAAAGACAAUUCAUGAUAUUGAUGAAGAUGAACUACUUGAUGAAGAGCCAGAAAUACGUGAAUUAAUGAAUAAUUUAAUUGCUACUGGUUGUGAUUUAAAAAUUCCUUUAACUAAAACACAAGAAUUAUCAAAUAAAAUUAAACAAUCUGAUAAUCAUAUAAAUUCAGCUACUGAACAUCGGCGUCUUAAACAAUCUAAACAAUGGUAUAGUGAAUUGCCAAAACCUUUUACACCGAAAUUUUUCAAUAUAUGCAAACCAAAUUUUGGUAAAGAUUUAAAUUCUAAUCAACCAUAUGAAACUUAUAAGUUGAUAACUUCUAGUGAUAUAAAAGAAGAUAAAAAGGAAAAAGAUCAUGAUGGUGAUCAUGAUGGUGAUGAUGAUGAUUCAUUUAAAGAUAUUAUAUUUACACAAAUCUGUUGUGUUUUAUGGAUUAUGGAACAAAUGUACAAUUUAUCUCACCCUGAAGUUGACUUCAAAUGGAGGCCAAUAUCAGCUUCAUGGAAAUUGAGUGAUUCAUCAAUAGAAUUAGAAAAAGUAUGUGAACAACAAAAUCAACCUGAUCAAAUUUGGCAUGAUUUUGUUUAUGAUACAACGUAUAAACAAGCAAAGACUAAAUAUCAAAAUCAGCAAAUUGAUUCAAUGAAUAGUUUGAAUUCUUUACAAUCUGGUACAUUAUCAUCGGAACAAAGAUGUCCAACACCUUCAUCAUCCAUUAUGAAAUUGCAAUCAAUCAAUAAAGUGUCCAAAUUUGAUACUACUGAACAAUUAUCUGAUCAACCUUCAAUAUUAGAAGAGAAUUUCAAUGUAUCAUCAAUAAUUAAUCAAUCAGAUCAAUUAAUAUCAACAAAUGAUCUGAUUGAUUUACUUCCAAAUCAUCAAAAUAAAAUCAAUCAAAAUCUUAAUAAAAUCGAUAAUAAUAAUACAUCAAUAUCUAAUCGAAAAUGUGUGCAAUUUUUGAAAAGUGCAAAUUCUGUUAAAAAAAAUAAAAAUCAAUGGGUAAACUGUAUAAAUGAAAUUCAUAAAAUGUCAAAAGAAACCCUUAGUGAACUUGCGCAUCAGAUUGAAGUUGAAAUGGAUAAAGAAAGUUUGAAAGAAUCAGAAUUGAGAUUAACAACAAGAGGUCAAAUAACAACAAAAACUCUUGAAAAAAAGCCAGUGAAAGGUCACGUGAAUGAAGUUCCUAAAGAGUUUUCAAGUCAUAAGUUAAUAAAUUUAGUGAAUAACAUACGCAAACAAUUAUCAAUAAUGACUGAUGAGAACGCUAUUAAAUUGCAAGAUCGUUUGGAAUUUAUGAAACAAAUAAAACCAGAAAUAUGCUUGACUAAAUAUCAUAAUAUUCCUACUAAUCGUUAUACACAUAUAGCUAUGCAAUGUAUGCGUAGAAUGGCUCUUUAUAAUAAAGCAACUGCUCCAUGGUAUUUGGAUAUUUUGACUGAUUUAUGCGAUCUAAAAUCUGAACCGAAAUUUAUAACCGUUUUAUCUAAACUUAAAUUUUAUGCUCAAUUGUCACCAAGUCUAUUUACUGUGAUGUCAUUUACUCGUGUCCUGUGUUCUUUAACACUUUGGGAAAUUCUUUUACCAGCAAGUGCUGUAGCCAUUGAUUUUAUACGAACACGUAUUGUAGACAUGUCCACUGAAGAAUAUUUUGAUUGGUUAUGUCAAACGUAUCCAAAAAUCAAGGAACUUAUCACCCACAGUACGGAAGAUUAA